This is a messenger RNA of Serendipita indica DSM 11827, 1671 nucleotides long. The record is from the annotation of a GenBank genome assembly. Lineage: Eukaryota; Fungi; Basidiomycota; Agaricomycetes; Sebacinales; Serendipitaceae.
AUGGCUGAUCGCUUGCGGCGUGCCAUUUACCACGAAAAGGCGAGCAUCUCCUGGAUUCAUGCUCUCAACUCUUUGCUGCAGCAGCCUCUUUUUACGGCGACAGAUUUGGCGUCGAUUGCUCAGAAUCUCGAUGCAAUGGAGCAAUCAUACGACGAGAACCAUCGAGGACGGAGCACCAACAUGGACGAUAGCGGUCCUUCCAUUUUGCCCUACAUCCAAAACCAAUCUGAUUUUUCUUCAGGAUUCUUCUCGAUCCAGGUCCUGGAAAAUGCUCUACAAGUCUGGGGACUAACGCUGGUUCGAUGGCGCUCACAAGAGAUGCGACCUUAUCUGGAUAAACCAUACACGCAGCUUGCUUUUAUUCUGAACCUUGAACUACACUGGUUUACCCUCCGCCGCUUCGGUCCAGCUGAGGCAGAUGUAACCCGUGACCCGGGGGAAGGCCAUUGGUUUAAUUUGAACUCUUUCUUAGAGGAGCCCGAAUGGGUCUCCAAGACCUAUCUUGGCAUGGUAUUGCAGCAAGCCGAAACGGAGGGAUAUUCGGUCUUUGUCGUGUCGCAAAUAGAUCCCAUGGCACCACUCGCACUUACACGAACAACGGCUGACGAAAUUGCGGCAUCCAUACCCGAUAUCACCAGUGGCGGAAGGCAUCUCUCCACCUCACGCACAGCAUCCAAGGCCUCGACGUCGGCUGCGAAUGACUGGGGUGUUUCGGGAGCCGAGGAUGAGGAUAUGGAACUCCAGGCUGCGCUCUUUGCCUCGGUGAUGGGCGAAAGCACCCAAUCCUCCACUGCUCUAGAACCAGCGCGACCUGCACCUCGCCAGGGAACUUCCGAUGAAUGGGAUAUCAACACGUCUUCCUUUUUCGGUAGCUCGCGAAUGGCAUCUUCGGCAGCGGAGAGUUCGGUUGAAGCCAGUGCGCGAAGAGCCCGUGAAGAGCUUGCUCGGUUCCAGGAGGAGCAAAUGCGGGCACUGGAUGAACGCACGGACUCCGAUGAUAUGAUUGCAGGUGUGCUUGGACGAAGACGGAAUGUAGCCAGCGAAACCAUCGCGGCUGAACCCCGUACGAGGCAAAGACGACAACAACAAGAUGAAGAAGAAGAGGAGAUGAUACGGCGGGCAAUAGAAGCGAGCAAGCGUGAAGCCCAGGAGAAUGGCCAAGGGGAUGACUCGGAGGAGGAACCCAUGAGCUUUGAUGACGACGAAAAUGCCUAUGAUGAGGAACAUGAAGAGCGGGAACAACUCGAAAGGUUGAUGCAAGAAAGGAGGAAGCGACAACGCGAACAGGAGGAGCAAGAGAGGAUCCGACGUGGGUUCGUCGAUGCAGAGGACGACUUCGGACAUUUUGGUGCAAAUGCGGAGCAUCUGGUGAAUCGAACUUAUGACGACGAGGAUGCAGAACUCCAGGCCGCCCUCAAGGCGAGCUUGGAAGGAGGUACCGAGAGUCUCGCCAUUCCUUCACCACCGAAACCAGUUCGAGCACCCACGCAGCAGGAGUCGAAAGAAACACCUGCUGCAUCGGCCAGCCAAACUGCACCUCGAAAGCCAGACUCGGAUGAAGAGGACUCGGACUCGGACGACGAACCAGAGACGGAACAAGAAGCGCCACCCAAGCCUCUUACCGCUGAAGAAUUGCGUAAGGCACGACUCGCAAGGUUUGGAGGCGCAUAA